GAGCUACUUUCUCCUUCUGAUAUCCUCCGGCCUGGGCCACCUGAAAAGCUUUCAUUUCUUCGCCGCAUUGGAGACGGUGCACACUUUGUCGUCAAAUGCUCCGGCACGUCCGACUUUCCACGGGAGGGACAUCUGGUGCACCGUUUGCUUUCUAAGCCGCCCCGGUCUGAUCGUCGGAACAAGAUGCCCUCCGUAGAAGUACGGGACAUCAGACCGAAUGUGUGGCUCAUGAUCAGCCCGCUCAACGCAACCUUCGACUCCCCAGGAUCUCAAACACUGCCUAUCCCGAAUCUAGUAUCCACUGAGGAUUUCUUCGGCUUUGAUGAGCAGAUAAGUAACGGUUGUUUGUUAUCUGAGAUGUCAUCAGACGUACCUUAUUUGCAGUGUAGGCAGGCAAGUUACUCGCAAACGAUUGCGCACUUCGAUCUCUCCGUGCUGUGCAUCAUUAUGCAGCAUCCCACGACUCAACCCCGACGACGGCAUCGGAUGGACUUGGAAUCACCCGUCUCGUUCAACAUCGACAAUCCUUCCGCGGCCAGACCACCCAUCGACGAGACUCAGGGAACAGCUUAUAAUGAAUUAGCAAGCGAUUCGAUCCCUUUGCCUUUGAUGUGGGGUAUGAUCAUGCUAGGAGUCUCUGAGGUGCAUUUUCUCAUCAGGUUGCGGGAUCGUCUGGUGGGCGUGCAUCGCGAUUGCAUUUGCUUGUGCUGGGAGCAUUGGCACGAGCCGUGACGGCUUUUGAACCCACCGCUUCUCGAUGAAGGCUGUGCUCCAACGACUGACAGAGGAAUGCACUCGACUGAGGGAAUUCAUAGAGAAUGUCGACAUCGGGAGAAGGCGCUAGGUUCGUGUCCAGUCGAACCCGACCGGGGCAGCUCUUGUCAUCUGUCUGUUCUGCUACGAGGACAGUGACCAAGAGGUUGAAUUUGUUCCAGGGCUCCGUCCAAAACAACUCAAGGCCAACCUACAACAGCCUGGAUGUCUUUGAUGCAAACAGCGAUAGCUCGAUGUUCCGCCCGUUGAUUGUAUGACGUGUAUUAUAAAGCUCAGGUUACACACCAUAUGCAUGGCAAAUGACACUGAACAGUCGAGUAGUCUUACAACAGCCUUCAAUCAAUCUCAACCCCAAGUACACUCUGAUAUCGCACGACCACCGAUCUGUAUUAUGGUCAUGCAGUUCUCGCUAUCAACUGGCGUUCAGAGUUGAUGGCAAAAGAGUCUUAUAAAGCGAGGGUCAUCCACGGAGGCUUGGUCGGACGCUGCAGUGGCUAGUUGACGGCUAGCCUCGAAACUGGAUCGCGUUGCUGUUAAUCAUCCGGCAAACCGUCACACUCAUUGCCCGCGUGGCCUAUUGUACAUUCCAUUAGAUCGAAGCAGAUGUCUUGAGCGAACAAGAUCGCACUCUGCAAUUGGUUGUGCG
Mycena citricolor is the source of this 1420-nucleotide messenger RNA. NCBI's taxonomy places the organism in Eukaryota, Fungi, Basidiomycota, Agaricomycetes, Agaricales, Mycenaceae. The record is from the annotation of a GenBank genome assembly.